CACCCCUCCAGCAGUCCAGCUCUCGCUGCCCUAACUAACGCCGUUGAAGUGCGCGCCGCCGCUCGCUCUCUCCCCGUCUGCACCGCCGCCGCCGCCUCUCCACGGCCCGAGCGUUAAUCCCUGGACGAUGGAGAUGAAUACUGCGACAAGUCUAGAACCGAGAGCUAAGGCCACCCUGGUUCUCGGAGGGGAACAGUUCGCUGUCAGUUCCGAGUCCGGUACCCUGUCGGAGCAGCUGGCGGUGAUGAGGGAGAAGAGCAUGGUGAUCCUCAAGGAGUACAUCACCAAGCACAACGUCCCAAACGAUGUCCCUGAUGAAUCCAUCGAGGGCCCAUCGGAUGAGGAGGGUGAGGCGCUUGCUAAAAACCCACCCAAGAAAUCUAAGAAGCAGAAGUGAUUGUCCUAAAUCUCAGCUGAUUUAUCGUGCUCUUUCUUAGUCACCUCUUGCAAAGAUCCGGGAACAUGCUUUUACCCCUUACUAGCUGUUCCUUUGACACAGAAAGACCCAAUUAUUCUUAGGCACUACUGCAUUAGCUACUUGUGUAACAAAUCGCUGGUGCUAGCGAUGCUCAAUGUUGUUUGCAAUCUGAUAAUAUGUGUGUGCAGGGAAAGUUAAUUUGCAUAUUUCUUUCUGUAUAACUCGUUUGUUAGGCGAUGUUCUACCUUUGCCGGCAAUAUAUGAGCUUCAGCAUAA
This is a messenger RNA of Hordeum vulgare subsp. vulgare (domesticated barley), 694 nucleotides long. RefSeq lists its product as uncharacterized. The coding region runs from base 128 to 397 and encodes 89 amino acids. The record is from RefSeq and is a predicted model, not a curated record. NCBI's taxonomy places the organism in Eukaryota, Viridiplantae, Streptophyta, Magnoliopsida, Poales, Poaceae. The transcript is spliced from 2 exons.